UUCUACUACUCGCCGCUAUUUUCCUUCCGCCUACUCUCUUCCUUUCUUUUUCUGCUUCACACUUGCGUCUCCACUCUGUUGUCUGUACAGUUCUGGGGACUGACAAAUCUCGCUCCUUUUCACAUUUUAUCCCCAAAAUUCUCCUCUCCAUUAUCUCCCUUCCCGUAAACCCCAGCUGCUUGCUGGUCUCAGCUUCUCACCACUCACCACUAACUGUUUUGUAUUCAUGGGUUUCACUACGUUCCACUACUCUGCUUCACUUCUUCUCCUUUCAGGUCUAGUGUUUCCACUGCUGGUGGCUUCAAUUGGGAUCAAUUAUGGCCAAAUCGCUAACAAUCUCCCGUCGCCGGAGAACGUUGUACCGCUAGUGAAAUCUAUCGGAGCCAAGAGGGUGAAGCUCUACGACGCGGAUCCUAAGGUGCUUCGCGCAUUUGCCAACUCCGGUGUGGAGUUCAUUGUAGGACUUGGAAACGAGUACUUGGCAAAAAUGGGAGAUCCCGACAAAGCUAAAGCCUGGGUUAAGCAAAAUGUGCAGGCCUACUUGCCGGCGACGAACAUCACCUGCAUCACCAUCGGCAACGAGGUGCUUACUUUCAACGACACUUCACUCAGCAACCACCUCCUCCCGGCGAUGCAGAGCGUGCAAGCCGCGCUCGUCGAUCUGGGUCUGAACAAUCAAGUAACUGUCACUACCCCUCAUUCUUUAGCUAUUUUGGAGAAGUCGUAUCCGCCGUCCGCGGGAGCUUUCCGGCGAGAUCUGGUGAACUGCUUGACUCCGAUCUUGAAUUUCCACGCCAAGACGGGAUCUCCAUUUCUCAUCAAUGCCUACCCUUUCUUCGCCUACAAGGCUAAUCCGAAGCAGGUUCCUCUGGACUUCGUGCUCUUCCAACCGAACCAAGGCAUCGUGGAUCCCGGCACGAAUCUCCGGUACGAGAAUAUGCUGUUCGCUCAGAUAGACGCCGUGCACUCGGCUUUGGCGGCGGUGGGCUACAAGAAACUAGCGAUUCAUAUAUCGGAGACAGGGUGGCCGUCGAAGGGAGACGAAGAUGAGGUCGGCGCGACUUGCGAAAACGCCAAGAAGUACAACGGAAACUUGAUGAAGGUCAUCGGAAAUAGCACCGGGACUCCCUUGAGACCCAACUGCGGUCUCAACAUUUACGUUUUCGCUUUGUUUAAUGAGAACAUGAAGCCCGGUCCUACCUCCGAGAGAAACUACGGCCUGUUCAAGCCCGACAGUACGCCGGCUUAUCCGCUGGGGUUUGCGCUUACCAAUGUCGGUCCCGGAAAGGCUAACGAAACUUCCGGCGGGAAUGAUGACGGUCCGCCGUCAGCUCCCAAGAGCUCUUCCAAUGGUUAUUUGUCCAUUUCCCCUGCCGCGAGGAGACGUGAAGUUAAAAGCGGUGUCGUGCUGUGUACGUUGUUGUGCGUUGUGAAGCUCCUCCUCCAAAGCUUGUAUUGAGUGGUGAGAUUUCUGUUUUCUAAAGGAAAGAAGAUGAAAUCAACUGUUAAAAGGGAGGAAUAAGAGGAAAGAUUGGGUAGUGGAAAAAGGAUGUUAGGAUUCCUUUGAAGAGUUGUGUAGAUCAGAGUGAUGGGAGUGUCAUUUUAUAGUUUUCUGGACAGAAUUUGUUUUUUUUUUUCCCUCGUUUCAUUGUUAUUAGAUGUAUUACUACGUCGACUAUUAAAAAUAUUCAGAAUUUUCCCAUAAGUAAAA
This is a messenger RNA of Carica papaya (papaya), 1711 nucleotides long. RefSeq names its product Glycosyl hydrolase superfamily protein. Gene Ontology annotation, molecular function: hydrolase activity, hydrolyzing O-glycosyl compounds. The record is from RefSeq and is a predicted model, not a curated record. NCBI's taxonomy places the organism in Eukaryota, Viridiplantae, Streptophyta, Magnoliopsida, Brassicales, Caricaceae. Gene Ontology annotation, biological process: carbohydrate metabolic process.